Pseudogymnoascus destructans is the source of this 2380-nucleotide messenger RNA. RefSeq lists its product as uncharacterized. Lineage: Eukaryota; Fungi; Ascomycota; Leotiomycetes; Thelebolales; Thelebolaceae. Gene Ontology annotation, biological process: regulation of transcription by RNA polymerase II. The record is from RefSeq and is a predicted model, not a curated record. Gene Ontology annotation, cellular component: Set3 complex. Gene Ontology annotation, molecular function: transcription corepressor activity; protein binding. The transcript is spliced from 6 exons. Bases 404 to 2182 code for a protein of 592 amino acids.
UCUACUACUCUACUCUACUACUCUACUACUCUACUACUCUACUAGCCAGCAAACAUCCACGCUUCUACUUCACAUAUUCGUCUCGACCCUACCCGACACCUUCCUUACCUCCUACCUCCUACUCUACUCCUACCUCUACCUCCUACCUCCUACUCUACCUCCUACCUCUACCUUCUCCUACUACUAAACUACCCUUACUACUACCUCUACUACCCUACUACCUUCGUCUACGCUACGUCCAUCACUCGCUCCUCCUCCCUCCUCCUCCCUCCUCAACCCACUCUUCAACAACCUCAUCACCCAUCACCCACCACCCAUCACCCAUCACCCAUCACCCCCAAAGGAAACAUCUCCCCACCGUCGCGCUUUUGCUUCCCAUGCAAGGGCAGCUUCCCCUAAAGCCAUGACCAAAGAGGAGCUCAACUCUGACAGGAUCAACUAUCUCGUCUGGAGGUAUCUGCAAGAGUCAAACUAUCGCGAGACUGCUGUCAAGUUACAGUCGGAGUGGGACGUGAGCGAUCCGCAGUCUCUUGACUUUGCGCCCCAUGUCAACAACCAUGCGCUAGUGGCUGUUUUGCAGCGCGGCCUUCUGUAUCAUGAAGCAGAGCGCCUAUCCGCCCAGUCGCGUCGUGGCGCCGUCGCUGGUGCGCCUGCGACGGGAUUCUUUGGCCCUGUCGCCCCGUUGUCACCGCCACUGGCGUCCAGUGACGAGAUCGCAAACGCGCGCAAGCGCUCUACGGAGGAGAGGUCUCAGCAGGCACGGCAAGAAUCACCAGCAAAGCGUAUUAGGCUCAGCAAUGGCUACGGAAAUGGCAUUGACUCUACUACUACGCCUAUGGAUCUCGACGAAGCGGCGCCGGCCGCGAUCACCAAUGGUCACGCGUAUCCCUCACCUCGAGAAGUCGAGGUAGAGCGGGUCCCGACGCCGGCGCGAGUCACCAGCGGGCCCGAGAAGGGCACGCAGAUAGAAAAGGUCGCCGAACUCAGCGCCGAAACGACGUAUCUCACGCUGGCGCAGACGUCGACGACAAACCACCCGAUUCUCCUGCACUGCGAGUGGAACCCACGAGAUCCCAAACGUCUGGCCACAGCGGGUAUGGAUACGCUAGCUCGCUUAUGGACGGUCCCCUCGCGUACGCCUUCCCCACAAAUUGACGGUCACGUGCCACCACCCGCUUUUCGGGACCUGGUCGACGAGGAUGAGCAUCGGGCGGCGAUCAGUUCGAUUUCUUGGACGUCGGAUGGCGAGGCAUUGGCGGUUGCUAGCGACUGUGAUGGGACUGGUAAGAUCAACAUCUGGAGUAAAGAUGGUUCGCGGAUUGUGCAGUUUAACUCCCUUGGUUACCCUCCAGUCAUCUGUCUCCGAUGGGGCGCGUCAGACCGGACUCUGCUGGCAUUGACUUCCACCGAUGGUAAGGGGGCGAGCAGCUGGGCAACUGUCUUUACUACGCCAAACCAGGAAUCAGCGACUUUCGAUCUAGGGCCUAACUUCCAGCCAUUGGAUGCUGUGUGGACUGGCCCGUCUGGUUUCGUUGUGUGCAAUGGAGAGUCUCUCGCGAGCUUCAAUCUUUCCGAAGGAGACAUAAUAACCCGCACCAAAACCUACGACAUUCGGAAGGAAGCAGGGCCGACAAGUCUCGCAUAUGACCCAUACUGCAAUCUUCUCGCAGCUGCCAACGACGAUGGUGUUAUUGAUAUAUUUGAUUCCUCGGCUACUCGCGUCGGCAUGGCUACGCACAAAGGUGCCAUAACGUCAAUGAAGUGGCAGCCAAUCCCCAGCUCGUCCGACGACCAAACCGAGCGCCUCCUCGCCAGCUCCAGCGAAGACGGCUCCAUCAACAUCUGGAACUCCCGCUCAGACUUCAAGAAGCCAGUGGAGACGAUGACGAUGGACGCCGCCGUCCUCGCGCUGGCAUUCACACCCGACGGCGCUUUCCUGGCGGCUACGACGAAUUCUCAUAUCCUGAUCUGGAAUAUGGCGGAUCCUAGUUUCCCCAGGGCACGCUGGGUUAGAGGCCAAGAGCCGGGCUGGCAGAGCCCGAAGAUGAAUGGGGCGGCGUUGGAGGAGUACCAUCAUUGCUUGUGCUGGGACUCGGAUGGGAAGAGAUUGGCGUAUGGGGUUAAUAGCAUGCUUGCUGUGAUCAAAUUCAUUCCUGGAGUUACGGAUGUGGCUGUUAAUUGACCUUCGGGGGAGGUUACAGUCACUUAAUAUAUCCGGAAACGCCUAGUUUUCUGGAGUUGGACUCCUUUCCGGCUCAGCAUCUCUAUUUCACAACGAGGGCGAGGGCGGGGGGCAUCGGGAUUGGGUCAUUAACGGAUGCAAUACAUAACGGAGUACGGAGGGGAUGAAAUACACAGAUUCGAAAACAGGAAAAGGGGG